Chenopodium quinoa (quinoa) is the source of this 2187-nucleotide messenger RNA. Its product is annotated as KH domain-containing protein HEN4-like. Bases 542 to 1834 code for a protein of 430 amino acids. NCBI's taxonomy places the organism in Eukaryota, Viridiplantae, Streptophyta, Magnoliopsida, Caryophyllales, Amaranthaceae. Gene Ontology annotation, biological process: regulation of gene expression. The transcript has 7 exons. Gene Ontology annotation, cellular component: cytoplasm; nucleus. The record is from RefSeq and is a predicted model, not a curated record. Gene Ontology annotation, molecular function: mRNA binding.
ACUCACUUUCCUUGAAUUCCACAAUGUCCCCAAAUUAAAUUUUGGUAUCACAAUACUCGAGGGGUAUAAUUGUCAUCUAUCGUGUCCUCGUAUUUAAACAAAGAGGCAUUAAAACGCGCACUCUCUCUCUCUCUCCUCAGUUCGCACUCCCUCCACCUUCAUACUCCGUAGUUCUUAACAUUAUUUUAUAAUAAAAAAAUCCCUUAGAAUUAUUUUGACAAAUUUCUGUAAUGUCCAACACCAAAAUUCUAAACCUAAUCACUUCUACAAACCCACAAUUUCGCCGGAAAACAUCGAAUUCCGGCUACUAUGCCCUACACGUGUCGCCGGCGGCGUCAUCGGUCACGCCGGUGGUAUCAUCAAGAACCUCGAACGAGAAACCUCCGCCAAAAUUCGUGUUGACGACGUCGUUUCAUCGUCCUGUAAAGAACGCCUUGUUCAUGUUAUUGGGGGAAGUACCGUUAACCGGAAGGUGCGGGUUGCUAACUUGGAGGUGCCGGUUUCGGCGGCGCAAGAGGGUUUGAUUAGGGUUUUUGACCGGAUGCUGGAGGUGGGUUUACCGGAGGUUGAUGGUGGGAAGGUGACGUGUCAGUUACUGGUGGGACCUGGGUUGGUUGGAGCUGUAAUGGGUGCUGGAGGGAAAAGAAUUGAGAAGACGGCCAAGGAGAAUGGUGUGAAAAUCUCCAUUUUCCCGCCUAAUGAGUUGAUUCUACCUUGUGCUAGUUUUAACGAUGAAUUGAUUGAGAUUAGUGGUGGUAGCCUAGCUGUAAAAAAAGCUCUGUUAGCUGUUUCGAGAUAUAUUCAACAGAGGACUUUGCAAAUCACAAAAGCUAAUGGAGCACCUGCAGUGAAUGAAAGAGAUGUAGCAGAAGUGGUUUUCAAAUUACUUUGUACAUGGGGGGCGGCUGGUGCUGUGAUAGGCUUCAAAGGUAGAAGAGUGAAAGCUCUCGAGGAGGAAACUGGGGCUUCUAUACUGCUUUCUGCUCCUGAUGAUAACAGAGUUGAGCGUGUCAUCACUAUUUCUGCUUAUGAGAACAGGAAAUCAAAACAUUCCUCUGCACAAAAUGCUCUUGUUCGUGUAUUUAAUGGAUUAAUGUCAUCAGGGGAGAAUGUAUCUGCCAGACUUCUGAUCCAGCCCAGCCAAUCUGGUCACCUAAAUGUUUUAAGGGAUUCAAUCACUUCUUGUAUACCGAAAGCAACUGGUGCUACAUUGCAAAUUUUGGAACAGAAUUACACACAUGCUGGUGCUUCUGCCGACGAUAAAAUUAUACAGAUAGAUGGUGAGUAUGCUAGUGUGCAAAUUGCUCUAUUCCAAGUCAGUUGGAUGCUGAGAGAGUGUGUUUUUGAUGCAAUAUCUGUUAAGAACAACUCACCUCUUCUUCCACAUAAGUUAUUCAAUCUGCCUCAGUGUCUCAACGAAAUGUCUGCUAUAACAAAGAAUAUGGAGGACUGUAUAGUCACUGAAGAAUCUAAUGGUUCCGUGCCAUCUAAGGUUCUACAAUCUGAGCUGUCCAGUGGACACAGCCGCUCUGCUAGUAUAGAACAUUCAAGAGAUUUAACGACAGUUACUGUUGAUUCUGAAUAUGGCAGCAUCAACAGAUCUGUUAUUGUGACAAAUUCGAAGAUGGAGAUAUCUGUUCGAGCAGAUGUGUUUAGUUCUGCUUUUGGAGAUGAUGGCAGUAAUUUAUCUCGUAUACGAACGAUUUCAGGAGCAAAAGUUGAAGUGCAGGAUCAUUGCCCGGCGAGUGAUCGUAAGGUUUUAAUAUCCGGGACACCUGAUCAGACUUUAGCAGCUCAGAGCCUCCUUCAGGCGUUUAUUAUGGUUGAUCGAUGACUGUCAAAGGCUGUUGCUAUCACGCUUGUGCAGAUACCCGCUGAUCUCUGUAAAUAAGAUAGGAGUGAAUAUUCUUUUGCUAAGUGUGUCAAUGUAGAAAGCCAGGAUAUUUUCCACUCGAGGGAGCCAAUACAGAGAGUAGCAGAGUACUUCAUGUAUAUUGUUGCAAGUUUACAAUUAGAAAGGGGGUGGCCUCUUUAGUUAAUGGCCGUAAUGCUUGCUUUAGAAAUGUUACUCCUACCACUAACCAGUGUUCAAUGUAGGCUUUAGCUAAUGCUACCUGGUGAAACUAGUUUGUAACCUUAUUGACUAAUCUUUUCGUCGUAAAUUAUAAGCUUCAUUGUUGGCAUAAA